This is a messenger RNA of Alternaria triticimaculans, 1248 nucleotides long. RefSeq lists its product as uncharacterized. The transcript is spliced from 3 exons. Gene Ontology annotation, molecular function: flavin adenine dinucleotide binding; oxidoreductase activity, acting on CH-OH group of donors. Bases 1 to 1248 code for a protein of 415 amino acids. Gene Ontology annotation, biological process: secondary metabolite biosynthetic process. The record is from RefSeq and is a predicted model, not a curated record. NCBI's taxonomy places the organism in Eukaryota, Fungi, Ascomycota, Dothideomycetes, Pleosporales, Pleosporaceae.
AUGUACAACGGAGCCCUAAAGCUAGGUAUCCAGCCAGCCCUAGACCCCAACAAUGGCCGCGCUCAAGGCAUAUUCCGCCUUCUUCGCUCCGUUGAUCCCGAAGCCCAGACGCGUUCUUCAGCUCGAGUCAAUCGCUAUGAUAGGGACGCUACGAGGCCAAACUAUCAUAUCCUCUCGAAUACGGCGGUAUCGCGCAUUCUGUUCGAGAAUAUCACCGCUGUAGGCGUGGAGUAUAUCAGCACGUCGAAUGGCCAGAAACACACUGUCCAAGCGAGCAAAGGAAUCAUCAUAGCUGCUGGAAGCGUUCAUACUCCGCAGAUCCUGCAACUUUCUGGGAUUGGCGACACUGCUCAUCUAAAGAGCUUGGGUAUUGAGACUGUUUCAGGUCUCCCUGGUGUCGGUCGAAAUUUGCAGGAUCAUCUGGUUCUGAAAGUGAAUUACAACUAUACAUCUAAUCACUUCCCGAAUGGCGGUUCAUUGCAGUCCAACGCCACGUACGCCACAGAACAACGCGCUCUCUACGACGCUGGAAAAGCAAGCGCAUUCGACCUCACUGGUACAACUGGUAAUCUCAUGAUUCAGCUACCGCUGUCAAACUGGACGAAUGACUCCGCAUCUAUCAUAUCUCGAGCAUCUUCAUUCUCAACGAUCGACGUACUCGGCAACGAUAUGAACCCAUCAGUCCUCGCUGGCUACGAAAGACAGCGUGCCAUUAUCAUCAAGGACAUCAACAUAGAGGCUGUGGGUGGUCUAUCAUGGAACACCGGCCCAGAAACAAGCAUCUACAUGACCCGCCCUCUCAGCCGUGGUUCAAUCACCAUCAACUCAACUAGCAUCCUUGACGCUCCACUCAUCGAUUACGGCGCGCUGACAGACCCAACCGACCUCGACAUGUUAUACGCGAUCUACAUGAAGAACCGCGAACUAAUGGCAACACCUGAUAUUGCCAUUCUCGGUCCCAGAGAGACAGCACCGGCACCGGGCAUCAGCGAUGAGCAAGAAAUCAAGGAGAAGAUCAAAGCUGCCUUGCAGCCGAGUAAUGCACACCAAUGUUGUACUGCUGCUAUGAUGCCAAGAGAAUAUGGCGGGGUCGUCGACCGGCAGAAUAGAGUCUAUGGCACGUUCGGACUGAGUGUGGUGGAUGCGAGUACGUGGCCGCUUGUUGCUGGUGGUGGGCCUCAGGCUACUGUUUAUGCUGGAGCUGAGAAGGCCGCGGAUAUGAUCAAGAAGCGUCACGGAUUGCUUUGA